AUGUUUCUAUCUCGCCGUCGUCUGUCAAGCAUUAUCUUCGAGGUCUCUGACAAUAAAAAUCUUCAUGAACUCUGGACGCCUGAGCUGUUUAAGCGUAAUGGUACAGCUGGCACUAACAUCUCACUUGAUGAUCAUGAACUUCCAGGACUUGAGUUUGUUUCCGACGGAGUGAUUCGUAUCAGCCUCAAUCGUCAACUCUGUCCCCAACGUGUCAGUGAACUUAUCGAACUCGGUGGCUUUCGUCUUACUGGCGGACGAAUUCGGAGAUUGCGUCAUGAUGAAGACAAGCUUCUGCAACACACCAACGGCGACUUGGCUCUUUGUUAG
This is a messenger RNA of Protopolystoma xenopodis, 327 nucleotides long. The record is from the annotation of a GenBank genome assembly. Lineage: Eukaryota; Metazoa; Platyhelminthes; Monogenea; Polystomatidea; Polystomatidae.